AUGCAGGAAGACGCACCGCUGGAGCCAGGGUCGUGUGUGAACGCCAGCGGCGACCAUGCUGAACGCUCCCGCGACCAGGCGCGGCAGUGGAAAAAAGAGCGCAAGCUGCAGGCGCAGCGCAAGGCCGAGGCGGGUAAGCAGACGGACAAAGAGCCGAGUGGCAAACCGAAGUCUGCGCGCGCGAUAGAUCCCUAUGUACAGCUCUCCAAAGCACUUGCCUAUCUCUUACGCCAUGGUGCGGAGAAGGAGCAUUUGGAUGUGCGUGAUGACGGGUACAUUCGCGCCGAUACCGUGCUUCUGCGUCCGAAAAUCCAUAAAGUGUUGAUCCCGUUGCAGGACGGGAUGCGUGCGCCUGGGCUUGAGGAUGUGCGCGCGAUUGUGGAUGGAAACGAUAAGAAACGUUUUGAACUGGCAUCCGGGUCUGAAACAGGGCCUGGAGAGGGCCCAUAUACAUGGAUCCGGGCGGUACAAGGGCAUUCGCUACGCCAAGUAACCGAGCUCGACCAUACGCCUUUGACGCUGGACAAUGUCGACAAAUACCUGGCAUGCAUGGACGAGAUGUACUACGCAAUCCACGGCACGGACACGGAUGCUUGGGACGCGAUCCAGGAAAGUGGCGCGUUACGCCGCAUGACACGAAACCAUAUUCAUCUUGCGCGUGGCCUGCCUGGCGCGUCGGGCGUCAUUAGCGGUGCGUACGCUGCGUAG
Malassezia vespertilionis is the source of this 708-nucleotide messenger RNA. It is a transcript of the gene TPT1, whose product is annotated as 2'-phosphotransferase. The transcript has a single exon. NCBI's taxonomy places the organism in Eukaryota, Fungi, Basidiomycota, Malasseziomycetes, Malasseziales, Malasseziaceae. The coding region runs from base 1 to 708 and encodes 235 amino acids. Gene Ontology annotation, biological process: tRNA splicing, via endonucleolytic cleavage and ligation. Gene Ontology annotation, molecular function: tRNA 2'-phosphotransferase activity. The record is from RefSeq and is a predicted model, not a curated record.